Centropristis striata (black sea bass) is the source of this 3134-nucleotide messenger RNA. RefSeq names its product WD repeat domain 20b (gene wdr20b). The record is from RefSeq and is a predicted model, not a curated record. Gene Ontology annotation, molecular function: protein binding. NCBI's taxonomy places the organism in Eukaryota, Metazoa, Chordata, Actinopteri, Perciformes, Serranidae. The coding region runs from base 7 to 1995 and encodes 662 amino acids. The transcript has 4 exons.
UCCAAGAUGGCGGCGGAGGGAGGAGGGAAGGAGAUGAACGAAAUUAAAACUCAAUUCACCACACGAGAAGGCGUCUACAAACUCCUCACUCACUCCGAAUACAGCCGCCCGAACAGGGUGCCUUUCAACUCGCAGGGCUCCAACCCCGUCAAGGUCUCCUUCGUCAAUGUAAACGACCAGUCCGGCAACGGCGACAGGAUCUGUUUCAAUGUGGGCCGGGAACUCUACUUUUAUAUCUACAAAGGCGUGAGAAAGGCUGCUGAUCUUAGUAAGCCCAUAGACAAGAGGAUAUACAAAGGAACGCAGCCCACGUGUCAUGACUUCAACCCCAUCACAGCGACAGCAGAGAGUGUCUCCCUGCUGGUGGGCUUCUCAGCAGGACAGGUGCAGCUCAUUGACCCAAUAAAGAAGGAAACCAGCAAACUCUUCAAUGAAGAGAGACUCAUAGACAAGUCCAGAGUAACGUGUGUAAGAUGGGUUCCUGGUUCAGAGAGCCUGUUCCUGGUGGCGCACUCCAGCGGCAGCAUGUAUUUGUACAAUGUGGAGAACACCUGCGGCACCACGGCCCCUCACUACCAGCUCCUGAAGCAGGGUGAGAACUACGCUGUGCACACCUGCAAGAGCAAGUCAGCUCGCAACCCGCUACUGCGCUGGACCGUGGGCGAAGGUGCGCUCAAUGAGUUCGCCUUCUCCCCCGAUGGCAAGUUUCUGGCUUGCGCGAGCCAGGACGGCUUCCUGCGGGUGUUCGGCUUCGACGCGGCAGAGCUGCACGGGACAAUGAAGAGCUACUUCGGUGGCUUGCUGUGCGUGUGCUGGAGCCCGGACGGACGGUAUAUCGUGGCGGGAGGGGAGGACGACCUGGUGACGGUGUGGUCAUUUUCAGACUGCAGAGUGAUCGCACGGGGACACGGUCACAAGUCGUGGGUGAGCGUGGUGGCGUUCGACCACUGCACCACCAGCGUGGAGGACGGGGACCCCCCCGCUGAGUUCAGCGGUAGUGACGAGGAGUUCCACGAGCAGAUUCACUUUGGUGCAGGCAGAGACAGAGCCAACAGCGCUCAUUCUCGGCUUUCUAAGAGAAACUCUACAGACAGUCGGCCUGUUAGUGUGACCUACAGAUUUGGCUCAGUGGGCCAGGAUACCCAGCUGUGUCUGUGGGACCUAACAGAGGACAUUCUCUUCCCUCACCUCCCUUUAUCCCGCACUAGGACUCACACUAAUGUUAUGAGUGCCACAAGCCCUCCAGCCACUGGACAAACUACUACUAAUACUACUACAACUACUAAUACAACUACUACUGUAACCGCCACUAAUCCCAGUGGCACCAAUGGUAAAGACAAUGCGAGCAAUAGCAGCGCCAGUGGCAACUCGGCUAACUCCCUCCCCAACACCCUGCCUCGGUCCAACAGCUUGCCACACUCCUCCAACCCAACAGGGGGCAGCACCCCCAACAGUCACACAGGCAGCAGCAACAGCAGCACCACCACUACCACUACCACCACCACCACCACCACCACCACCUCCUCCACCUCCACCUCCACCACGGCUACAACCACAACCACCGCCAAGGGCAACAGCAUCAUCGACAGCGCUUUCAUUGCCACCGGCGUCAGCAAGUUCGCAACUCUGUCGCUACACGACUCGCGCAAGGACCGCCACGAGAAGGACCACAAGCGAAACCACAGCAUGGGUCACAUCAGCAGCAAGAGCAGCGACAAGCUCAACCAGCUUAGCUCGACACGGACGGCAAAAGCGGAGGCAGCUAAGACUCUGGGCACGAUGCUGUGCCCGCGCAUGGAGGACGUGCCGCUGCUCGAGCCGCUGGUGUGCAAGAAGAUCGCUCACGAGAGACUCGCUGUGUUAAUCUUCCUUGAGGACUGUCUGGUAACAGCCUGUCAGGAGGGUUUCGUUUGCACAUGGGCUAGGCCUGGCAAAGUGGGUUUGCUAUCAUCUCAAAACAACCCAGCCAACUCCCCCAGUGGAACAGUAGUAUAGCCCCGGUGCUGGUGCUGCUAAUGACAGCUCCAUGCAACAGAGACGGGGGAUGACCAAGGCCAAGGCCCUGCAGCGCUUCUUCACACACUGUCACACACCACAUGACCUCCAGUGUCACCUUCAUUCUCAUCACUACAACCACCCAGAUGCCCUCUUGUGUUACUGCUCAUGUUUAGAUAAGCGAUGUUGGCCAAGCCAGGGUUAGAAGAGUGAUGCUCCUUUUUUGUCUGGGUGCAAAAAAAAAAAAAAAAAAAAAGGGUGCUAUUGGAAGUAAGAUGGCAAGCUUUAAAUCGUCCAGGGGUUUUAUGGGAGGGAUUGACUGGCUCACUGUUCCAUCUGUGGUCAUAUCAAAUCUUGUCUAGUCCAGAAAUAACAAACUCUAGUACCCAAUCCUUUGUGCCUGUAGAUCCUCAAAGACUAGACAUGGUGUAAGCAUUGUGGUGAUGCCUCAACCUAACCUUUUCUAUGGGUUUAAUUUGGAAAAUCUUUUUGUUUCUUUUCACAUAAAGGGAAUAAGAUGAGGGAUUGUUUUGGAGCAGCAGCAGCAGCAGCAUAUCCCCCAAUGCCAAGUCCUUUUCAUUUUUCACUUCCUGGGCGAUCUGUCGUGCAGCCCCAGUCCUCAACACCUGGAGCUUUUUACUUCCUAAACAAAUAUUUUAAUCAGUGGUAUCACACUGUAAAGUGUAUUUGCACAUUCAUUCUCGGUUCUUUUGUUGUUGUUUUUUCCCCCCUUUUGAAUUCAUGACGGUGGAACACAAGCAAAAUAUUUGAAGACAGCUUUGGAAGCACUUGGGGAAACGGCUUGUUAUUGCCCUCUGUCUCAACGCUGGAUGCUGCAAUCAUAGUUUUUAUAUGGAAAAAAAAUUGUUUGCACUUAAUAGUUUGUUAGAGGAGAAUGGCUUUACAUUUUUGGAGUGUGUAAGGACUCCUUGACAAGGUUGAACUAUAAAUAGAAUAAAAAAAAACCUUUGUAUCUAUUGAACAUUUAUUUUAAUAUUGUUUCAGAUUAAAUGGGCUCUGUAUUAUAUGUAAAUAUUGUACUUCAAUGAUUUAUGGGUGAAAUGAUCAUUAUUGCAUUAGUUGAAAGAUCCUCAUUUCAGAAAAUAGUGAUAUUUCUAAUACAGAAGAUCUAUACCUAA